GCGUGACGUCGUUGAGGUGCGCCGGCAGUGAGCGAGAGUGCGAAUUGCUGUCUCACAGGGCCGGCGGUCCUCGGUUUUUCACCUUAAUCCACGGACUCUCGGUGAGCGGGCCCCGUGAUGGAGUACUUGAUCGGUAUUCAGGGCAGGGACUUCGUCCUGGUGGCGUCUGAUACGGUGGCUGCCAGCAGCAUCAUCGCCAUGAAGCACGAUUAUGAUAAAAUGUUUAAACUGAGUGAGAAGAUCUUAUUGUUGUGUGUUGGAGAAGCUGGAGACACGGUCCAAUUUGCAGAAUACAUUCAGAAAAAUGUACAGCUUUACAAAAUGCGAAAUGGUUAUGAAUUGUCUCCUACGGCAGCUGCUAACUUUACUCGUAAAAACUUAGCAGAGUACCUCCGCAGCCGGACUCCCUACCAUGUGAACAUGCUUCUAGCUGGUUGUGAUGAACAUGAAGGCCCUGCACUUUACUAUUUGGACUACUUGGCGACUUUGGCGAAAGCGCCUUUUGCUGCUCAUGGAUACGGAGCUUUCCUGACUCUCAGUAUCUUAGACCGAUACUACAAACCAGAUCUCACGCGCGACGAGGCAGUGGAGCUCUUGAAGAAAUGCUUAAAAGAGAUCCAAAAACGAUUUAUUCUGAACCUUCCCUCCUUUACUGUCCGGAUCAUUGAUAAGAAUGGUGUUCAUGAUAUGGCGCAGAUUUCUGUGUCAGAGAUAUAAUUUUACCCUUUUUUGGCUUUUUUUUUACUUGUAGAAAUUUAUUAUGUAUACAGACCCAAUAAAGCCUGAGGUUCACUAAACUGUGGAGUUUAUUUGAAAAUACAACCUCACUUAUACACAAACACAUGAUUUUACACUUCACAUUUAUGUUGAUACAACAUUCGAUGGCAACAUCAGUAAGAAAAUAAUUCAAAAAUAAUUUGCAAAAAAUGUGCAAAACUAACAUCUGUGAAAUACAGGUUGAAAAUCUACUCUUAUCCAGUCCACAGGAUAAGGCCCCCGUUCAUCUUUCUCUGAGUGGGGAAAGUAUUCUUGUUAGAUAUGGGGGGAGAAUUGUGGAAAUAGAAGCUGGAGGGGUCCAAGAAUUGUCCUUGACUUGAAUUUCCCCAAGUCAAAACUGAGAUUGUAAAAGUUGCUCUGGUCAGUUAGUACAGAUCUUUAGUUAAUUUUAUAUCUUGGUUAGAUCUAAGUUAAAAUUAGUUAAAUAGCACAGAUUUGUACUCCAGAUCCCAAACCUGCUGGACCAGAAAGUUUCAACCUGUACUCUGCAAAGAAUUGAUUUCAAACCAGUAGGUUGACUUUUAAACUUCUGACUGUUUGAACUGAAUCCACCUGUAUGUGAGGAAAUGAUGCUUUAUAAUGCUGUAACGUUACAGCAACAAAAGGUGAGGUAGUCGGGGUCAGAAUGUUGCAGUCGUACUUAAACUAGCAGUGUUUGCUGAUUGGAUGUGCUCAAAGUAAAUAGUUAUUAUGCUGGAGUUUGGUGUGUAUUUUUGUAAGCGUAGAGCUCCAAGUGUAUUUACCUACAUUACUUUGAAAAUGUUAUCGUACCCUGUUGAUACCAUGCAUGACCAACCAACUGGUCUCUAUUGAUGGAAAUGCAUCAGAGUGCAAAAGGAAAUUGAACUGGGUUUAUGGAUGUCAAUCAUACCCCAAUUCCCCUUUAUGUUGGUUCCAGUUUACUGGAGGUCUGUUUUCGAUUAAAAUUUAUACAAUUGUUACUCUUCUGCUCUGCCAUGGGUCAUAAUGGAAAUAAUCAGAAUUUUUGUAAAUAAAAUUUAUUUUCCUCAUUUUUGAAUUGCUAUUUGUUAUUAUAGAAGAAUUUUAAUCAAAGUUGAAAUUAACUUAAACCUAUUAAAUCCAUUGCUCACAAUUAGUUUGAAGCUUAAACAAAAAUCUGUCAUUGUUUGAAAGGCUAAUCUUUGUGGUCAGAUUUGAACAUGUCUGUAGUGUGUGAUCUUGUCCUUACAUGACAUGAACCAUUGCUGCUCUAUAUUACCUAUAAGUAAAUCAGUCCCUGAUGAGGAACUAGCAAAAGCUAAUAUAUUGAACAUGAUUUCUGUACUGUUCAUUCCAACAUUUUAAUGUAAAGUCAGGAAGAGUAGUGAAAUUUUGCUAGCAUCUACGAAGUUGUAGUUAAAAGUACUAUUUUUGGUACAAGUGCUCUCUGCACUUUGAAGAGCAUUAUCUCAUUGAAAGCAAAAGAUAUUUCUCUUACUUCCAGUUAAUUACAUGUACCAUCUGUAAUGCAGUGUGUUGAAAGUUCAGUGGCCAGACUGCAGUGUAAUCAUUUAAAUAUUUGGAUAUUAAGGAAUAUGGGGUUAGUAAAGAAAAGUGGCCCUGGGGCAAAUGACCAGCCAUGAUUUAUUCAAUGGUGGAGCAGGUGCAAGGGAGCCAAUGGCCUGCUUCUGGUUUUAUUUUCUUUUUAUUUAGAGAUACAGCACAGAAGAGGCCCUCCCGGCCAUUCGAUCCGAGCUCCCAGCAAUCCUUGACAACCCUGAUUUAACUCGCAGAACAAUUUACAAUGAUCUAUUACUGUACCUGUUAAAUCUCUGGACUGCGGGAGGACACCAGCGCAACUGGGAAAACCGCACGUACAGAGGACGCCAGGAUUGAGCUCCAAACUCCGCCACACCCCGAGCUGUAAUUGCAUCAUACUAACCACUACGCUACUGUUAGAUGUUGCGGUCUUCGCUGAGUUUGGCUGUUAGCUUGCAAUUCAAUUCAGACAUUGCAUCACCAGUUGAGGUGACAUUCUCAGUGCGUAGUUGUUGGUGUUUCUCUCUGGGAAUGCUCACAUUUACAUAGUCCCCUGUUUGCUAGCCUCGGUCCUGAUUGGCUACCCCUGCAGUUGACCUUUGAAUUCUAUUGGCUUGUGUUUCUUUGGCUCUUAGGGGUUAGUAGAUGCUGUCUUAUUUCGAUAUGUUUGUUAACGGCUAUCAGAAAAGAGGCACACUUCUAAAAGUUCUCAUGGUUGUCUGCAAUGUAUGAAUAAGAUGGAGUUAAAACAUUUUUCUAGGACUGCACCAACAACUUGUUUUGGCUGUCUGUUUUCUCCCGCAUAUUAAUACAACAUUCUUUCAUUUAUCGAUAAGCCUUAUCCAUUGCAUUUUUAUUGAGAGCAUUGCAAUUAGUUAUUACCAACAAUGCUUGAUCUAGCAAGAACAAGUUUUAUGGGGCUUUUCUGAAUGUCAAGAACAGUCAUGUCCACUGGUUUGUCUUGAAAUUUUUCUGUAACAAAUUGUUUUCAGCAGCCAGCUUUGCAUGUUACUAAAGGAAAACCCACUGUUCUAAUGAGCAUCUUAUAUGUCUAAUUAAUGCAGACGUGUACAAAGUUUCUUCUGAUUUAGAACAUCCUGAAACAUAACCAUAUAUUUACAUUGUCUGCUUAAGAAAGGUUCAAUAGAGUGACUUAAUAAAAAUUCAUUUACUAGGAGAUGUAACACUUCUCUGCCUCUUCACCUGUCCCUUUGUUUUCCUGCAUGUCUCAAUGCAGUGAUCUUUAUUCAGUGGUGAUCAUGUGCACAGAGGUGAUUAAUAGACAUUUGAUAAUUAUUGCUCCAAAAUAAACUCGUAUUAAUCAGUUUGAAAGUAACAUAUGUUUUGCCUGAGGCUAGAAACCCUCCGGCUUCCCCGCUGAGAGAGAGGCUGCAAGGCAGCAAGGGUAUUGCUCUUCUCAUCACAGGCGUAGGGCCAGCCAGUAGCUUUCAUUGAGAAUUUCGUGGCAUUCAGAAUAUGAUGGGGAUCCCUUUUUUACAAAAAAAAAUUAUAAUAUCAAAUUUGAACAUAGACAGGAGGAAGAUACUUAAAAUAUGGGGAUUUGAUAGUGUAAAUGAAUUAUUCCUUGUGGGUAAUUCACCAUAAGGGAGCAACGUCUUAAAAAUUGGUUGGGCUAUUCAGGGGUUAAAUCUGAUACCUCCCUUCCUUCAAACAAAGGACUGUGGAAACCUAGAACUGUUGUCCAAAAGCUAUGGAUGCUAGGGUAAACUGGAUUUUCAAAGCCUCAGGUUACAUUUUUGGUGGGUAACAGUGUCAAAAGUAUAUUAAAGCAGUUACACUGGGGCCAAGGCACAGGCAUUCAUGAUGUAAUUGAAUGUUAGAAUGGAGGCAGCAAAGGGUAUUGCUGAUCACCCUUGUUCAACAAACUCCUGUAUAGACUUCAAAGUCAAUCUCAGAGUUUAAUAUUGCUGCUAUUGAUAAUCAUUUAAUUUGUUUUCUUUACAAUCAAACCGUUGAAAAGAAUCGCAUUCACAUUCUUUCCCAAAGCACCCAUAAACAAGGAUUUCUUCUUCAGUAGUCAGGUUUUUAUUUACAAAGUCUUUAAUAAUUUACUAAAAACUUAGUAGAUCUUUAUCAGUCAAGGUGACCCAUAUUUAAAUUAUUACCUUGAUGUUAAUUUGGAUCAAUUGUGUAAAAUAUGAGGUAUCACAAGGUGCCCUUUAGAAUAUAACUUAGUGAUUCUAAUACAUUUGACAAGCAUAUUAUCAUCUAAGGGAAUAUAUUUUACGGAGUUAUUUAAAAUUUAAAAAGAAAGAAAUCUGGAAGUUCAUAGCCAUAUUUUCACUGAAACUUCUCUAUUGAAAAUCUCAUACACAGUUUGCUAACAUUGGUUAACAUUAAAUGAUAAAGUUGUAGUUACAUAAAUUCUAAUGUCUUCAAAUCUUUUGUAACUUAUUAUAUUUAAACCAUCCUAAAUUCUAUUUUAAAAUGUACAAAUUGAUAAAUAACUGUCUGGUUAAUACUGAAAAUGGAGCCACUGUUUUUUGAUGGUCAGUAUUUGAUGACUAUUGUUUUAUUAAAUAUUAAAGUUAUGGUUGAAUCUUA
Hypanus sabinus (Atlantic stingray) is the source of this 4821-nucleotide messenger RNA. It is a transcript of the gene psmb2, whose product is annotated as proteasome 20S subunit beta 2. The coding region runs from base 118 to 717 and encodes 199 amino acids. Gene Ontology annotation, biological process: proteasomal protein catabolic process. The record is from RefSeq and is a predicted model, not a curated record. Gene Ontology annotation, cellular component: proteasome core complex, beta-subunit complex; nucleus; cytosol. Gene Ontology annotation, molecular function: peptidase activity. NCBI's taxonomy places the organism in Eukaryota, Metazoa, Chordata, Chondrichthyes, Myliobatiformes, Dasyatidae. The transcript has 6 exons.